This is a messenger RNA of Orussus abietinus, 1569 nucleotides long. RefSeq names its product probable isoaspartyl peptidase/L-asparaginase CG7860. The record is from RefSeq and is a predicted model, not a curated record. The coding region runs from base 259 to 1518 and encodes 419 amino acids. Lineage: Eukaryota; Metazoa; Arthropoda; Insecta; Hymenoptera; Orussidae. The transcript is spliced from 2 exons. Gene Ontology annotation, molecular function: hydrolase activity.
AGAAAUUCGAAAAAUAAUUGCCACUUGACAUUCUCCCAAAUAAUAUCACGUCGAACUAGUUCAGAAUAUUGAGAGCGAACUCUGUCAAGUAUUUUGAAAAGAGUAGUACUUCAGUGUGCAUGCAACAUUGUAAACAAAAAAAAAAUUAAAAAUCCUUAGUAAGGAAUAGAAACAGUGAAGUAAAACCACUAUAAAGGCCUUUGUAAAAGACUAUUAUAAAUUCAAACAUACGGAUAGAGAAGAUAAAACGUUUUGACAAUGACGUGCGAAUAUUGUUCCUGGGUAAACAAGAUUCAGGCAAAAAUUUCAGUCGGAGUGGAAACCAAGACUUCGAACAAUGACAGGGAAAAGCAAUUUAAGCAUCCCGUAAUAAUCGUGCACGGCGGAGCCGGCAGCAUUCCUCUAAACGAAAGAAAUUACAUGAUGAUUGAGGUUAGGGACGCGGCAAUAAAGGCGUACAAAAACUUGGCAAAAGGUGGGUCGUCAUUGGACGCGAUCGAGACAGCAAUUUGCCAUAUGGAGAGCAAAAGACUCUUCAACUGUGCCAAAGGAGGAUCGUUAGAUGCGAAUGGAGAAGUAGUAACUGACGCGGGGAUAAUGAACGACGAGUCGAACGCAGGCUGCGUAGGAGCUGUCAGAGACAUAGAACACCCAAUUUCUCUAGCAAAAAUAGUUUUGCAGAAGACUAGUCACAUUCUUCUAGUGGAAAAGGGCGCACAAAAGUUUGCCCUGGACUCUGGAAUCCCAACUUUACAACCAGGUUGGUUUUUGCCCGAAGUUACGCCGAAAGAAUCUACAAUCUUUGAGACCGGAGAUCACGAAGAGGAAGAGGACAAAGGAAGUAGUUCCAGGAAACCACUGUAUGAUCCAGAGAAUUACAAUCUGGAUGAAAAGGAGGAAGAAGUAAGCCUUGAUGAGAAAACGAGAAGAGUGAAACUUCCUUGGUAUGUUACGAGGAGAUUGACUGACGAAGAAGAGCAACGGAGACAGGAAGAGUUGGUGGUUGAGAGAAGACAGAGACUGGAGCCCACGGUUCUUCAGGUCAGUGCCGUAGGAGCAGUGUCCUUCGAUAGAAAUGGACACUUGGCGACUGGCACUUCGACAGCAGGAGAGCCGAGGAAAACCACUGGAACGAUAAGUGCAAUUGGAACUGUACCUGGCUGUGGGAUCUUCGCAGACAAAACUGGCUGCACUUCUGUGUCCGGCCCCGACAAAGCAAUCUAUACUUAUGCACCGGCACGUCGAAUCGUGAAAAGAAUGGCCAAAGUAAAAAGUCCUGAAGAUGGUUUAAAAUUGGAAUUAGAUGACUUUGAAAAUGAGACGUUCGAAGCCCAAAUAGGAGCUGUUGCGUUGAACAGUUCAGGGGAAUCGGCUGUUCUUUUCAAGUCCCUGCAUUUCCCCUGGGCGAUGUGCCAUGAGGGAUGGAUUUAUUAUGGAUGCACAAAAGACGAUAUGUAUGAUGAGGAAAUUCAAGGCCUGGACAGAGCUGAUGACUGUCGCUGUGACAUUACAAUUUAAUCCCUAAUUUAUAAACGUCUAAAUUCUUCUGACUUUAAUAUGCAAUAUUUC